AUGCCCGACAGCAACAACGUAGCCUCAGGCGUCAAGGACGGCGUGACUGGCGUGACUAGCACAGUCGGCAAUCUCGCAGGCGGCCUCCUCGGCACAGUGGGCGGCAUGGUUGGCGCGACGGGCAAAGGGCUCGGCGACACGGUCAACGCUACCACCGGCACCACGGCGGUCGGGGAUGGGUUGCAGGGCAUCACCGGCACGGUCGAGGACACGACCAAGCAGGUCGGAAAGGGGGUUGAGGAUGGUAGAGAAGAAGAGGAAGAGGAAGAGGAAGAGGAAGAGGAAGAGGAAGAAGAGGAAGAGGAAGAGGAAGAGGAAGAAGAAGAAGAAGAGGAAGAGGAAGAAGAAGAAGAAGAGGAAGAGGAAGAAGAAGAAGAAGGAGAAGCCUUCAUAUGCGCCUGCCAUUCGUAG
Molecule: messenger RNA, 411 nt
Organism: Endocarpon pusillum Z07020
Lineage: Eukaryota; Fungi; Ascomycota; Eurotiomycetes; Verrucariales; Verrucariaceae
Exons: 3
Coding region: 1-411 (136 amino acids)
Source: RefSeq, a predicted model, not a curated record